ACCGCCACCUCCACCACCACGCCCGACCUUGCCUGGCCGUGUCUUGCCUAAUAAGUUGAUGCACACUCGCCCCUCGUGGCCAGACCUGCCUGCUUCCUCCUCCCAAAACCACAUCACCUCCCCCCGACGACCGCUCCGUCGACGGCGCCCCCUUCCUCCAGAGACAGCUAGAUGAGUCCGCGGCCCCAGACGGCCCUUUCUUCGUGCUGCCGCGCCUCUGCGGUCUCACCACAACCAAGGGCAGCCUCGGCUCCCAUGAUCCUCCAGAGCCUGGCUGUGCCCCUCCUUCCAUCACCAUGGAUAUCGGGGACGCAGGCAGCGACAAUGGCGAGCUCAAGCCCCGCGCCAUUCCUACCAACCUUCCCACGUCUCUAGACGACCGCCGGCACGCCCCGACCGAGGAUUACGUGCGCGAGACGGAGAUGUACGAUGGCUGGCAAGGCCAAUCUCAGUUCCUGACGACGCCCGCCCUGGCGAAGCCGCUCAACUUUGGCAACCUCUCCCUCAAUGAUGCCGACUACGAAAAGGACAUCGCAAAGGGCCCCACCGACAGCGAUGCCCGGCUGAUGGAGAUGCUGCAGGCUCAGGCCGCUGCACACCAGGCUGGCCAAGGCUACGAGAACGAGCAGGCGGUCGUCGAUGACGAGAAGCUGACCGAGGCGGAAAAGAAGGACUUGCUGCAGCGGGCGCUGACCAUGGCGGCCAGCAACGGCGACGUUGGAAAAGUCAAGAGCCUUCUGACGGGCAGCGCCAAACCCUUUGUCGACGUCAACACCUCCGACGAGGACGGCACGCCUCCGUUGAUAUACGCUAGCUGCUUCGGGCAUGAGACCGUGGUUCAGGCGCUCAUCGAAGCCGGUGUCGAUGUCAACAAGCAGGACCGAAAUCAAUGGACCGCCCUCAUGUGGGCCAUGACGAACCGCCACAAGGGCAUUGCCAAGCUCCUGCUAGACAACAAGGCGUCCUCGGAUCAAAAGACCUCAUCAGGGCGGACGGCAUUCGACUUCGUUCCGCCCGACAGCGAAAUGUCGUACUAUCUGCACGACAACGGCUACAACAUCGGAAACGCGGGCGUGACCGACGACUUCUAUAGCCCUGGUUUCUCACAGGACCGGUUCGAGGAGGAGAUGGCGGAGAACGAGAUGCGGAGGCGACUGAUGAUGGAGAGCGCUAGGGACCUCGAAGUCGACCUGGGCAACGUCGGGAUGGAUGACCAGCCAGAGCCUGCCGAUGAGUUCGAGGAAGAGCAGCAAGAGUUUGACUGGAGCCGUUGUCUCCACGACCAAAUGUUCGUCUUCCAGGAACACGAACUCGAUCGGAUACUCGACAUCAUCAUCACCAAAAUGACGCCACAGAGGUCGCCGUCGCAGAAACCAGUGCCCGCCAAUAUGAUCUUUCUCAGUGCGCGGUACGCCCAUUACCAUUCCAGCCCGGAGCUGUUGGAGAGACUGCUCGUCACAGCCAUGGACCUCAUCAACGAGGUUGUGGAAAAGUGUCAGUGGGACAUGACCAUAUUGGCGUUCUGGAUCUCCAACGCGACGCUGCUCCUACAUUACCUCAAGAAGGAUGCUGGGCUGGUUGAGGCGACAAGCGAGUUCCAGGCUCAUCUUGCCGAGCUCAUAAACGAAAUCUUCAUUUUGAUUGUGCGUGACGCAGAGAGGCGCCUCGACAAGGUGCUCGACGCGGCGAUGCUAGACCACGAGACCAUACCCGGCUUCGAGGACAUCACUUUCCAGAACGAAUGGAAGCUGUUCAAGAGGAAGACGACAGUGAAGGAAGAGCCGCUGGAGAAGCGCUUCCGGCCACCCUCGCCAAAGCAGCGAGCAAAGCCGGCGCCGCGGAAUGUGACGUCGCUUCUCUCGUCGACGCUGUUCGUCUUGGACCUCUACGAUGUCCAUUCGGUCAUCACCGCGCAGAUCAUCUCGCAACUUUUGUACUGGAUUGGGGCAGAGUUGUUCAACAGAAUCAUGUCGAAUCGGAAGUACCUGGCGCGGACAAAGGCCAUGCAGAUCCGCAUGAACAUUUCCAUACUGGAAGACUGGGCGCGGACGAAUAACAGACAAGCCGAGCACUACGAGGGGGGAGAGACGAAGGCCUCGGGAGAGAACACGACGGACGCCGCCAGGAGGCACCUGUCACCAGCCAUUCAACUCCUCCAGUGGCUGCAGUGCUUCUCAUCCCUCGGCGCGGACGACCUCGAGGCGCUGGUCGGAACGCUGCAGCAGCUCAAACGGCUGACACCACAGCAGCUCAUACACGCCGCCUCUCACUACCGGCCGGAGGUGGGAGAGAAGGGCCUGCCGAAGAGCGCCCUGAAGUAUUUGGUGGCCAUACAAAAGGAGGCGGCCCUCAAGCGUGAACGGCGCCGGAGCAGGGCGACGUCGCCACGGCCAAAGACGGGCCAGGACAGCACGCCUGCGACGCCUGUCAGGGGCAAGCACAACGGCGGAGCUCUGGACGGCUCCGACAGCGUGAAGAGCACCCCCAACCCCAACGGCAACAACGCGUCCGACGGGGAAGACGAUGAUGCGCCGGAGCAUCUGCUGCUAGAUCCGGCGCUCAUGCUCCCCUUUACCCUGCCCUCGGUGACAGACAUGCUGGUCUCUUACGGUGCGGGCUUCGGGGGGCUGAACCGGGAGCGUGAGCGGAAAUACAUCCCAACCGUGCCGCCAGAGUUUUUGGAGAAGCUGGAGGUCACAGGUGUCCGGAAGGAGCCCAUGUUUGCGGAAAAGGAUUGGGAGAACGAAGAGGUGUGAGAGAAGUGAAAAUGGUGACGGCAGCCCGUGGUUCGCGGGCUAGAGCGAGCGAGCGAGACGGAAUGAGCCGCGGGCGGGCGGUGCAAAGGCCAGCAGUUACCUACUUUGUACGCGAGCAACCUGUCGACUUGGGCCGGCCGUUUGGCCUGUCAAACUUGACAUGCCGGGCUUGUGGUCCAUCAUGCGUACUAUAGUUGCGCGGUACUGUCUUGUAGCACGCGACAAUUUAGAAUGGGUACAAGAGCACCCCGUUGGACGAC
Purpureocillium takamizusanense is the source of this 3016-nucleotide messenger RNA. RefSeq lists its product as uncharacterized. The record is from RefSeq and is a predicted model, not a curated record. The transcript is spliced from 4 exons. NCBI's taxonomy places the organism in Eukaryota, Fungi, Ascomycota, Sordariomycetes, Hypocreales, Ophiocordycipitaceae. The coding region runs from base 297 to 2756 and encodes 819 amino acids. Gene Ontology annotation, molecular function: GTPase binding.